AUGGACGACAGGGUAACAUUGCUGUUGUUGUUCCUGGCGGUGAUUACGCUCGGAGGAGUAGCCAGCAAGCUGUCUUACCAGAUUGAGGACACCGGCGAUCCCAGAUACCCCCCACACUUCUUCAAGAAGCCCUGGUUUCUGGAGCUGCUCAUGUUCAGCGGCAUGGUCCUCUCCUUCCCUGUCUACUGGGCCAUGGAGUGCACCAGCAGGAGCAGCAAGGUCCAGCCCGACGCCGCCGGUGUGCCCCUGCUGGGCAGGGAGCCGCAGGGCAGGGGCUGGAAGGUCCGGGCCAUGAUCUUUCUGCCCGCCAUGGGCGAUCUGGUCAGCAGCAUCCUCAACUUCACGGGGCUCGUGUAUGUGAGCAACAGCACCGCCCAGAUGCUCGGCUCUUCUCGGUACGCGGGCAUGGCCCUGGUGCUGGGCUCCCUGCUGAUCGUCGGCUGGGCGGCCAGCAUCUCGGCCCACGAGGCGGGGGGCGGGCGCAGAGCUCUCGGCGAGGCGCCGCUGCCCCAGCAGUUCUUCGGCAUGUUCCUGUGCGUGGCGGCCAGGGCUGUGGGCAGCAUCCAGUUCGUCCUGGAGGAGAAGGUCAUGAGCGACAGCAGCCUGCACCCCCUCGAGGUGGUCGGCACGGAAGGUCUCGUGAUUGACGCUUUGGUCUCCGAGCCUGCCUCCAUAUUCAAGUACAUCGGCAGCGACAGCUCCGAUUCCAUAUUCAACAUCGGCAGCGACAGCUCCGAGACCAUCUUCAACAUCGGCAUCGGCAGCUCCGAGACCAUAUUCAACAUCGGCAUCGGCAGCACCGAGACCAUAUUCAACAUCGGCAGCGGCAGCGAUACCAUAUUCAACGGCAUCGGCAGCGAGACCAUAUUCAACAUCGGCAGCGGCAGCGAGACCAUAUUCCAACACAUCGGCAGCGAGACCAUACUCAACAUCAGCAUCGGCAGCGAGACCAUAUUCAACGGCAGUGACCCUGUUUUCAACAUCGGCAUUGGCAGCGACCCAAUAUUCAUAGACAUCGGCAGCGACAGCAACACCAUAUUCAACUACAUCGGCAGCGACGCCAUGGCAGAUCAAUUGGACGAGGUGCUCAAUGACUUACAGUUGUCAGGCGACGAGGGCGUUCGCGACCAGCCCCCUGUCCCCGAUCAGUUGCAGAUCCCCGACUUCGAUGAGUUCGAAGAGAUGCAGAUCGAGCAGCGUUGCAGUGAGCCACCUCCCCGAAAGGAUGGUCGGCAUUCCGACCGCCACCUCGGCAAGAUGAGAGCGGCCAGGGAUAAGAGGAUUAAGGACAACUUGCGGCAGCAGCUGAAGGCGAGCGACUUCGUGCUCGCGUCGAGGGCGGUGUUCGUGAAGCUGAAGGCGAAGGUGAGCAUGGGCGUCAGGCAGAACCGCAUGCAGACGGUGGCCUGCGCAGUGGCACAGCAUCGACAACGUCGGGCAGUCGAGCACUGCAUCGAGAGGGCCGCGGAUGCCCUCGGCGUCGGUGGCCGAAGGGUGCACUUGUCUUUCGGGCACAUGUGGGACGAAGUGGAGGUCAAGCAGGCGUGGCGCCCAUCGGCCAAGUACCGCAUGCUGCGGAAAAACGUGUCCAUGCCAACGCUCGUACAACGAGGCACCGUCGGCCUCGCCCUCGCCGACCUCAAUCGGGGCAAGUUCAAGCAGCAUCAGAGCUACUGGCUGGCGCAGCCGAUCGAAGUCCACGGCGCGAAGGCCAGGGACCUUCUGCCAGGGAUCGUGAAGGGGUCGCCGACCAACUUCAACGUCAACGACACCGAGACGAUAACCGAGACACUCUCCAAGGUAUCGAGCCUGACGGUCAUGCCGAUGUGCGACAGGGCCAGCGCCAACGUGAGUAUCCUCAAGCAGUUGGGCAGCACCGUCGAGAAGCUGAGCACUGAGCUCGGGGAGACUGGCCACAAGCUACUUUUCUGGGCAGACACGUGUGGCAUCCAUGCCCACCAUCGCGGCAAGUUGAAGUUACGGGGCUUACGUGGGCACACAAUGCGGCAUUAUUCAAUUGCCUCGAUGUCCAGAUACCGAGGGAACCUGUCCCGCUCUAUCAGGGGCAUCGAGAAGAUCGUCGAAGCUAAGCUUCAUCGCGAUGUUGGCCAGGCGCAUCCCUGCCCUUACACGCUGGAACAGGUUGCGGACAUCUUCUACGAUUUAGGUGCUGAACGUCAUCAGCGACCACGCAAGGAUGGCAGUCAGGGUGGCGAGUCGCAGCUCAUCACAGACCUGAAGGAGUUGAUGGCCAUGGCCAACGGGGACCUUACCGCUGAUAGGUGGGUCCACCACUGCUGGGACGGCGAGCGCAACCGCCCGUGCUGCAAGACGAGGGCCGAGGCAGUGGAGAAGAUGACGGUUGCAGCAGUACACGCUUUAUAUGGCAGCUCGGACCCUCGUCCAGCAGAGUCCCGAUGGACGCAUUUACUACCCAGCUUCAAGCGCACGCUGGUGCGCAGACUUCUCCAUAGAGUAGGGCUCGAUUGCUUCGUGGACACAAUACCUGAGGGCGAACUUGACGGCUUGGACGGGCAGCAGAUCGGCGUCGAACAGGAGGGCACGGACGCGUUCUUCAAGCACAUCAUCCGCGUGCGCACCAAAAAGGUGAGGGAUUAUUACGCAGACGACCUGAACAUGCAGCAGCUGAUCGUAUUUACUGCCAUCCUCGAAGCCGCGGAUGGCAACUUGCUGUACCCUCUCCUCGGCGACGCGAUUGAGGACAAGGCCGAAGAUAUGAGCAAAUUGGAUAAGCUCUUGGACGAGGACUCUGUCAUCGCCAAGUUCAGCCAAGACAUGGUAAACCUCAUAGACACCUGGAACAAUGGAGAUUCAUCGAGGCGGCCUCUCAUGCUGCUGGAUAUAAUCAACGCGCCAUUGACCGACCAAGGCUUCUCCAGAUGGGCCAGGGGACAGAUGCUCAAGAUCAACUCGGUCAUGGCGCGCAGAUACGAGAGUCGAUUCAGCGCGUGGCCCUAUAGGCUCUACCCUCUGUCGCACGGCCGCUCCACGGAGGCCGACAGGCAAAGGGUCGCGCGCGAAACGUUGGGUGCUCCGGACCACAUGAUCGACACCUACACCAGAGGGAUCCGCAAACUCUUUAGCACCGACGCCGCCUUGACAUCGCUAGAGUGCCAGAUGGUUUUGGCAGCCGAUUUUAGAGCGCACUGCUACGGGACGGACAUGAUAGAGAGGCUGAACUCCUUGUACACAGCUCGCCAUCCAGUGCGAGCUCCAGGCAGGAACUCCAUCAACGCUGAGCGGGAGCACUUCCUCGACCAGCUCAAAGCGGUUCACGUGAGCAGCGGUGGCGACGACCCUCUUACCCCUUCUCGUCUGGACAGUGUGUCGGCGGACGAGACCGUGUCGUGCUUGCCUCUCUUGGAGGGCGCUUCUUUCGGAUCGGUGCCAGCGGUGCCAGUUCUCCCAGCGAUUGAAGGCCCCCCUGGGCCCAUGGCGAUCGAGGACGCACCAGCGCUGGCGGACGAACGUGCCAUCGUCGUGGCAGCACCUGCAGCAGAACAACAUCAGUUCGAGGAUGCCAUCGUCACUCGCAUCCCGAACCCGAACCAGCUGCCAGGCGCCGCCGAGGCCAGUCGGCAGGACGAUCGCCAUGGCAUCAAACGGGGGCUUAGCGUUUACAUGCUGGGGCAAAACAAAUACCUCGAGGAUGCGAAGAAGGCGAAAGGGCGCAACCUGACACCUGACGAGGUCACGCAGCACAGAAAACAGUUUCAGGAGAUGUUCGCAGAGGGCGACCAGGAUGUCUACCAGGAAGCUUACCAGGAGUGGCAGCACAGCAGCGCGGCAGCACAGCCAGACGUACGAGAACAGCCGUAUGCACAAUGGUGGGGCGGGGGGAGCCGUGCGAGCCCUUUUACGCCUGCUGAGCUCUGUCAGUACAUCGACCAGCACGGGUGGCCGAAAGACCGAGAGGUGUACGACGCGGACCUUACUGCAAGGAAGGUCGACUCGGACCGCAAGACCAACUUCGAGGAUACCGACGGGUUCGACCCUUGGGGGAUUUCGCGUUCGGCGAGAAACGCCGACAAACGUGCGUCAAGGGUGCCAGCCGCCUUUGACGUCGUGGAGAAGGGGAUCUUCAAUUUCCUUGUCUCUAUCAAUGCUGGUAAGGGCGACGACGACGCCUCGGACGUGCUGCUCGUCAUUGCAGGGCGAGCUGCGCACGGAGGAGGCCACAAGCGCGUGGCGAGCCUGGUCACCGACAUCACCUUUAGCCCGCAGGUGUUCGACGUGACGUUGAACGAGUUCGAGCGGGCUGCCGACGCGGAGCUGGAGCUGCCUUCCUACGUGAACAUUUCGAUUCGGCAGAGCAGGUUGAGCCAUAGAUACAGCGCUAUCAAUACCAACACAUCUGACGAGUGGAUCUUCGACUUAAUCCAGCAGUUCGAUGACAUGGACCUCUACUCAGCCGAAUACGAGAUAUGCCACGACACUGGGACUCUGAGGAGAUCAAAGAUUGUGGGGCUGCAGCUCAUUGAUGCGCAGGGGGGCGCGGCCGCGGCGGCGGUGCUCGAGGGGGGCGUGGCCGCGGGCGUGCAGGAGCAGCCGAGGGACCUGAAGGACACCAGCCACCUGGAGUUCCAGAGGGCCCUUUGCCCAUUGCCGACGCUGGCUCACCAGAGCAUGAAGAUCAACCUGCACCCGAUGGCGAGUUCGACCUCGCGGACGUGGAGUGCCAGUCAGAGGUCACGGAGGUGGAGGAGCUCGAGGCAGUGCACUUGGAGGCGGGACUACCUGCCGAACUGGGUGAACCUCAUGUUCCAGCUGUUGCGCCAGAUGAUCGCGAAGGGGAUCCUCACUGCGGCCAACGGAUCUCGCGACGGGCAGGUGCUUGGCGGCGAGUUGCCCGACAUCGAGGACCUUCUCUCGUGCCCCGAGAUGCCUGCGGCGCCCGUCAACAGGUGCCUUGGCAACGGCAGGGCGCAGUUCCAGCCUGCCGUCGCCCAGCCCCUGUCGUUCCCCAUGGGCCCCCUCGCCCAGCCCGUCAAGUUGGAGCAAACGAUCGGCGACGUAAAGGUGGAGGGGGCCCUUCCCGAGAACUCUGAGCACCCUGAGGCCGACGCGCAGGCGAAGGAACUGCAGAUGGUCUGCACGUCUUUCUACACCAAGACCUGCGAGAUGAUGAAGUACACGCGCGUUAAGCCGCCGUUCCCGCCAGAGGACGAGAGCAUGGCACAGCCAGUUCAGGUCGAAGACGGCGACUCUGUGUUGGAGUUCACUAAGAAGAAGGGCGUCAAUGUAUAUUCAUUGGCGCAGAAGUGGCCGACGUCGUCAACGUUGGCGCCAGUGGCCAAGAUCAGGCAGACCAUCAACGGGUACUUGGAUGAGACGGUCAACCCGAAGUGGUACGAGGAGUUCGUGCUCGGCACCCUUCACGCCUUGCACAGGCGCCUGACGAAGCAUAAAGAUAAAAUCGAGGGCAAAGUCCAAUUCGACAUCCAGGUGGCGUACCACCAGUUGGACAACCGCGUCUUCUCUUUGAUCUCCCUCCACAAGUCUGUGAAAGCAUGGCUUGAUGCCCAAGUAAACAAACUCUUACAGGAGACCCUCGAACCGUUUUCCGUCGUGAUUGCCUACAUGAUGCACACUGGCAGGCGCAUGUCAGAGGAGCUCAACAUCGUCAUGCUAUAUGCCACAUUCCAGGGGAUGGCGCUAAAUUUGGAAUCGCUCGCCGACGCCAUCGAUAAGUUCGACGUCAGCAUCUUCAGCCUCCUGAGCAAAAUGACGGAGCUCGACCCGCCUGAGGACCAGGGAGCGCAGCCAGCUGAGCCUACUAAGGAGGCCGUGAAGGGUAAGCCGAAGACGGGCAAAAGCGCUUCGGCUGCAGACAAGGCCGCGGCGGCUGCGAAGAAAAUUGGAGAGGCGCUCAGGGCUCGAGCAGUCGUCGGCCAGACCCCCGUCUUCCACUUCGCGGCCAUGGUGUCUGAGUCCAUGCAGACGUGGCUGUCCGACCUGCCCGAAAGCAUCGUGAAGAACGAGGUCCAGGCCUACGACCUCAUGGUCGAGAUCGAGGUGGUCCUCAACAACUGGAGGAAGAAGGAGCUCAUCAUGAGGUGCGUCAACGUCGUCGAGUCUGCCAGGCCCCCGACUGCCCAAGUGCGGCAGGCGAGGAGGGUGAUCCUGGACUUGGUGAGGCAGCCGAGCUCCCCAGCUUCGGAGCUCGCGCGCACGAUGCAGGCAUAUCCUGUGGGCAAGGCGCUCAUGGAGGCCAGUCGGCUUCACGUGGCUCAGAGCAUCGAGGACGACACGGCGACAUCUGCAUUCGACCAGGCGUCGAAGAAGUUCGAGCUGAAUUUCGCGGAGUGCUUCGACGGCAUGGUCGCGCACUCGGCGGUCACGAAGUGGUCGGCGGCAUCGGCGCACUCGAACCUCACUUUCUUCGGGGACAACAUCAACAACGCAAUGACCAUACUCAAGGUCGGCAAGUACAUGAUGGUGGACAUCUACGCUGCGAGCCUUGGGAAGCUCGUGCCAGACAUUGGGGAUGCUAUUGUUGCAGUUUAUCAUGGGGUUGAGAUGCCAGGCCCAGCAGCAGGCAGCGCAGAGGGUGCCGAGGGCGGUGGAACCACCGACGCUGCGGAGACGAUCAAGCAAGAUCCGAACGAGAUAAUCGAGAACUUCUCCACGGUUGCUGCGCAGGUGGAGUCCACCCUUGAGACGUUCACGCACACCUUGCACUCCAUGAGCGAGAGGUGGAAAAAGUGCGUGCUUCAGUUGCACAAGCGCGUAGGCGACGCCAUGGACGACCAUAUCCCGAAAGAGUACGUGCUCAAUCCGUGCACCUUCGAAUCGGAGCUCCAGCACACCAGUGGCCAGCUGAAGGACAUGAUAGCCAUCAUGAAGUACUGCGUCGCGCUCGCGCAGGCGAAGCAGCGGCAGCCGCAGACCCAGGACGAGCUCGAGGCGUUCACGGACACCAUCGUGAAGUGCGCGGGCGCGCUGCACUCCGCGCACCAGGCGAUGUUCGACUUUCGGGGGGUCGAGAGCUUAGCGACCAGCAUGGAUAUCGCGCGUGAGGUGUCAGAUCAGUUCAAGCAGUUCGUCGAGACCAGAGGCAUGCGUGUGUACACGGAUUGCGCCGACUGCUUCGUCGACGGGAAGCUCGCGGAGAUAUCCCCAGGCCUCAGCUACACCCUGGGCGACGUCAGCGAGGUCGUCAUGAAGGAGGUCCCUUUCGCCGACGCAUGCGGUAGGCUUUUCGUCGGCUGCGAGCCCAAGGAUCUGCUGCUGGACAGCGUCUAUUGGAUUGACGGAGAAGCGGAGGAUGACACAGCGAUUGGGAAGCUUUCUUACAACAAAGCCUUGUCAGAUUUAGCAUCUUUCAUGGAAGCGGGCAGCCUUGAGUCUAUCCAGAUCCCCAACGCCACUCGCAACGGUCAGGUGGAGCGCAUGCCAGUGAAGAGUGCGAAGGUAUACUUGGACAUGAUUGCGCAGGUCAAGGACGUUGCUGGCUGCGCGGCGAAGGUGCAUUCAGACCUCAAGAAGCUAAAGCCGACCGACGAGGAGGUCUUCGGCGCCCACGUCCACGCGCACCGCAUGAUGCACAGACUGUUGCUUCGUUUGGACGAGCUCUUGAACUCGACGGAGCUCCACGACUUCGAGAAGGCGGGCUGGGUGUGCAGCAUCAACCCUCAGAGCCUCAGGCAGUGGCUCAAGGGGGUCGCAGUCUUUACAGGCCGCGCGAAGCUCACUAUGCUGCAGACGAUGGCGAAUAUAUUGCAGACGCACGUCGACUCAUGCAAGGCCGUGCUCCCAGAUAUCAACUCUGCGAUCGACGGGAACGGAAACUACGUGGAGAAGAUAGCCGUGAAGAUCUUCAGCGACGAGCCCACGGUGGUGGCCGCUUACAACAGGGUGCACAAGACGAUGAGCUGGUUAAUCAGGGCUGCGAGGAUGAUGGACGUGACCCCGCCCGUCGCGGAACACGACGCCACGGCGACCAGCGUGGCGAAGGCGCGGCAGGUGGUGAGCAUGAUCAAGGGCGUGGAGAUGCUCGGGGAGUUGCGCUUGGCGCCAGACGGCCCACAGCGCGCCCGCGACUACCUCGCGAAGUACCGCAACGAGAAGCACCAGGACGUGCCCGUCGGCUUCUGGAGGGAGUUCGAGUCGGUCGCGGCGGAGAGCCUCGAGGCAGGCGCCGCCGCCGCCUGCGCUAAGGGCGGCGCGGCGGGCAGCGGCAGCAAGAGCGACGAGAAGAGCGCCUGCCAGACGCCCAAGGCCAAGGUGGCGCAGCAGGAGGCCAAGUCCACGGCCAGCAAGCAGAAGCCCCAGCUCGACGUGAAGAUGGAGCCGCAGUCUGAGGUUGGCACGAGCAGCGGCGGCACGAAGCGUGGCGCUUCGGGCCCACCGCAGGCCAACAGCCUGAAGCGCGCGAAGCGCGAUUAG
Prorocentrum cordatum is the source of this 8409-nucleotide messenger RNA. The record is from the annotation of a GenBank genome assembly. NCBI's taxonomy places the organism in Eukaryota, Dinophyceae, Prorocentrales, Prorocentraceae.